Molecule: messenger RNA, 1755 nt
Organism: Halichondria panicea
Lineage: Eukaryota; Metazoa; Porifera; Demospongiae; Suberitida; Halichondriidae
Product: nucleolar complex protein 4 homolog
Exons: 12
Coding region: 56-1705 (549 amino acids)
Biological process (GO): ribosome biogenesis
Cellular component (GO): small-subunit processome; Noc4p-Nop14p complex; nucleolus
Source: RefSeq, a predicted model, not a curated record
AGAAAAGGAGUUCUAAGACAAAUAGGUAUCCACGUGGACUACUACAGUAGUGAUCAUGGAGAAGACAAAAGUUGUGGAAGCACUUGCACGACUCUCUACACUUUCCCAGAGCGUCAUACAGAGCGAGAAAAACUCCAACAACCUAGUGGACUUGUUAGAAUACCUCAAUUGUGAUGAGAAUGUCCCCCUACUGAAGGCUGCAAUACAGACCCUAGCCAAGGUGUACUCCCACCUAGUGAGCAAGCACUACUCGUGGAUUGUGCCCCCCAGUGUGAGGGGGGCUGUGAAAGCCAACCCCCCCAGAGAGAGGGGUAGCGAUGACCUUGCAGGGCAGUAUCAGAAAUGGAUGAGAGACAACUAUGUCUUUGGUCUGGAGAAACUUCAGGAGCUCACACAUCACGAGCACAAAGAGAUACAGUGGACUGCUCUUUGCUCCCUUGUGUCGCUGGUGCAAGUAGAAGGCCACACCCACCAGUCCACUCUCAAAGGCUACAUAUACCCUAAUAAUCUCUUUCAUUCAAUUGUCUCCUGUCUCCUUGACGAUGACACAAACAGAGGUGAUCUGAUUGGACAGUUUGCCGAUGAGUACCUUCACUAUGACGAUGUCAGAUAUUAUUGGCUUAAAAACAUAGCGAGUAUCAUCUCCACUAAAGUUGAUACAAUGGACUCCGCGAGUGUCAGUGACCUGUUUGUCAAGAAUUGCCGCACUGCACUCAGGUCAGUAAUCAUGCCCUCAUCAGAAGAGGAACUUGUAGAGUUCCUGACUGGUACACCACCCGGUCUGUCGUCACGACAACAGGAGGCAGCAGACGACGAAUUAGAAGAUGAGGAGAAAGACGAGGGCCCUCCUAAGGCAAAGAGGAGCAAGCGUGAGCUUAAAGCACUCACUGUCAGGAGCUUACAAAAACAUCGCAAGCAAUUCAGUGAUGCUUGGCUAGCCUUUCUCAGACUACCACUGGGUCCGUCCCUGCGGAAACACAUGCUUGUGUCCCUCCACUCUGAAGUCAUUCCCAAUCUGAUGGAUCCUCGUCUCCUUCUUGACUUCCUCACUUACUCAUACGAUGAGGGAGGCGUGGUUGGACUCCUCGCUCUCAACGGUCUCUUCCUGCUCAUGAAUCAGCACCACCUAGAUUACCCGGACUUCUACAACAAACUUUAUCAGCUGCUGGAGCCGUCUGUGUUUCACGUUAAGUACAUGCAACGCUUCUUUCAUCUCCUGGAUACCUUCCUACAGUCAACACAUCUCUCCAUGUACUUGGUUGCUGCAUUUGCUAAGAAGAUAGCCAGACUCUCCCUCUCAGCUCCACCCAACGGGGUGAUGGUGGGAGCUGUGUGUGUGAGUAACCUCAUCAAGAGGCACCCCAACUGCAAGGUGCUCCUACACAGGAGAGAGGGUGACUACACCCCCAACACCGAUACGUUUGACCUCUCUGAACCCGACCCAGCCAAGUGUAGGGCACUCGAGAGCUCUCUGUGGGAACUCAAGACCCUCCAGAGCCAUUACUGUCCAGCUGUGUCCAAGUUACUAAGGAAGUUGCUGAACCCUGCCCACACACACAACAAGACCGAGACCCAGCUCGGGAAAUACUUGGACAUUGAUAAUGAGCAGUUGUUUAAAGAGGCUUGCACUGGCCUGAGGGCAGCAAGUGACACACCACUGAACUUCAAUGAACCCACUAGAUUAGUAUGGCCGAUAGAUCAUUAAUUAGUAGCAUUUAUUAUUCAAGAAAAGUACAAAAUAAUUAUAUUUUCUGA